Molecule: messenger RNA, 636 nt
Organism: Eimeria mitis
Lineage: Eukaryota; Apicomplexa; Conoidasida; Eucoccidiorida; Eimeriidae
Exons: 3
Coding region: 1-636 (211 amino acids)
Source: RefSeq, a predicted model, not a curated record
AUGGUGAGGGGGGUGAUGCGGCAGCAGCAUCAACAGCAACAAAACCAACAACAGCAGGAACAGCAACAACAGCAGCAGCAGCAGCAGCAGCACCAACAGCAACAGCACCAACAACAGCAACAACAGCAGCACCAGCAGCAGCAACAGCAACAGCGCCAACAACAGCAGCAACAACAAUACCAACAGCAGCAACAGCAGCAACACCAGCAGCAACACCAACAGCAGCAGCAGCACCAACACCAGCAGCAGGCGCAGCACCAACAUCAGCAGCAGCAGCACCAACACCAGCAGCAGGCGCAGCACCAACAUCAGCAGCAGCAGCACCAACACCAGCAGCAGGCGCAGCAGCAGCACCAGCAGCAGCAGCAGCACCAACACCAGCAGCAUCAGCAGCAGCAGCAGCAGCAUCAGCAGCAGCACCAACACCAGCAGCAGCAGCAGCAGCAGCACCAACACCAGCAGCAGCAGCAGCAGCAGCAGCAGCAGCAGCAGCAGCAGCAGCAGCAGCAAACCUUAAAAGGGGCCCCCAAGGGUAGCAUGAGGGGGGCCCCCCCGCCCCACAGUGCCAGCAGCAGGACCCCGGGGGCCCCCAAGGAGAAAAAGAGAGAGGAGACGCUGCAGCCGAAGCAGCAGUAG